AUGUGGGUCACUUUGUUGGUGUUGGCGCUGCUGGCGGCCACCUACUGGGUCCGGCAGCGCAUGUCGUACUGGAAGCGGCGUGGAGUACCCUUCGUAGAGCCAUCGUUCCCACAGGGGAACCUACGUGGCAUCGGUAAAAAGUAUCACAUCUCCGAGGUGCUCCAGAACUGUUACAAACAGCUGAAAGGAUCGGGAAACCCGUUUGGUGGCUUCUACUUCUUUAUCAACCCGUCGGUACUCAUGCUGGAUUUGGAUCUGGUGAAGAACGUGCUGGUGAAGGACUUCGAAUACUUCCACGAUCGCAGCUUGUAUCAUAAUGACCGCGAUGAUCCCCUCGCGCGCCAUCUGGUCGCCAUGGAGGGUUCGAAGUGGCGUAAUCUGCGCGCCAAGCUAACGCCGACGUUCACCUCCGGGAAGAUGAAGAUGAUGUUCGCUACGGUGACGGCUGUUGCGGAGCAGUUCACGCAUUGUCUUACGGAUACAAUUGCCGGCAAUCAGGAGAUCGAAAUGAAGGAUCUGCUGGCGCGGUUCACGACCGACGUGAUCGGUACGGUUGCGUUCGGGCUCGAGUGCAAUAGUUUGAAUGAUCCGCAGGCCAAGUUUCGCGUCAUGGGCCGCAAAGUGUUCCAACCGUCUACGUAUCGUGUGAUGAAGAUUUUCUUAGCCAACCAGUUCCCGGACCUGGCGAAGUUGCUGCGCGUAACGCAAACGCCAGCGGACCUAUCCGAGUUCUUUAUGGGCGUGGUGAAGGACACGGUGGAGUACCGGGAGAAAAACAAUGUGCAACGCAACGACUUUAUG
Messenger RNA from Anopheles cruzii, 801 nucleotides. RefSeq names its product cytochrome P450 6A1-like. The record is from RefSeq and is a predicted model, not a curated record. Gene Ontology annotation, molecular function: iron ion binding; monooxygenase activity; heme binding. The annotation marks the transcript as partial. The transcript has a single exon. NCBI's taxonomy places the organism in Eukaryota, Metazoa, Arthropoda, Insecta, Diptera, Culicidae.